AUGGACUCCCGGCUUUCUCUUCUCUUGACAUUGAUCGUAUGCUGUAUCCCGGAGGGUUUAGCAUCUUGUAGGAACGGAUGGGUGUCAUUUGAGAACAACUGCUAUUUAUUUUCCCAUGGUAAAUCAACAUGGGGAGAAGCGUUUGCGACGUGUUUAGCCCUCCAUUCGAAUUUGGCAGUCAUCACUUCAGCAGAUGAACAGAACUUUCUUAUAUCGGAACUGAAGCAUAUACACAGGCACGAUGCAUCGCAUGUUCUGUAUUGGAUCGAUGGAACAGAUUUGGAAGUAGAAAAUGUAUGGAAGUGGGCCCAAACAGGAGAGGAACUCACUUAUAUCAACUGGGCUGAUGGAGAACCCAAUAAUGCCCUGUCUGGCAACUGUAUGAACCUCUAUGGGGCUGGUGGCUUCAAGAUGGCAGAUGAUGAUUGUGAUAUUCACCUUUACUACAUCUGUCAAUCAGAGUAUGUGUCCAUAGGCUGGUACUAG
This is a messenger RNA of Ylistrum balloti, 486 nucleotides long. RefSeq names its product perlucin-like protein. Bases 1 to 486 code for a protein of 161 amino acids. The transcript is spliced from 4 exons. Gene Ontology annotation, molecular function: signaling receptor activity. Lineage: Eukaryota; Metazoa; Mollusca; Bivalvia; Pectinida; Pectinidae. The record is from RefSeq and is a predicted model, not a curated record.